GGCCGCCUUAAGGGUGUGGUGAAAAACCACUGUGCCAUCCCACCAAGCUUUGUAGAGGUCGGCUGAAGCGUUACCUCCUUCUUAACUUCACAUCACAGGUUAUAGCUCAUAGCUGCGGUCAUGACGGGAGAGAAAUGUAUUUUUCUCCUACUGGCUGGCAUAGGCGUCACAAUGGCUGUUAAUGCACCUGAUUUUAUCAACAUAGCAGACCUGAACAACAUGCUAGUUUCCGAGAACACCCCUGUUGGUGCGUCCAUUUUCCAGAUCCGUGCGUUGGAUACUGACGGCAACGCCCUGGACUUCUCCAUCAGCGGUGACGCCUUCAGAAUCGUCCCUGCAGGAGUCAACGCACGGGGAGAGACACUGGGGGACCUGGAAGUAGCCAAGAUACUGGACCGCGAGACGAAUCCAGUCGUCAGGUUUGACGUGUCUAUAACGGACGGUCUCGGGGGACACACGAUCACGCACUCUGAUAUUCUCAUCAAUGUCAUUGACUACAAUGACAACUCGCCGCAAUUCCAAGGGACGCCAUAUGAAGCUACAUUGAGUGAGUCAGCGGCAAUUGGUACCUCCAUCAUUACUGUGAGAGCAACCGACAUAGACAGUGGGCAGAACGGCGCUGUUAACUACCAACUGACUUCGCACACCGACACAUUUGAGAUCGGCCAGGUGGAUGGUAUACUGAGUCUUAGAGACAGAACAGCAAUCGAAUCUGAAACACAGACCGCGUAUGCAGUCACCGUCCAGGCAGUGGCCAUCGAGGUGAGGACUGACCGUACGGACACCAACCCGCUGCAAUUCUCCGAGGUGAACGUCGCCGUCCUCGUCAUCGACGCCAACGACAACCUGCCGAGGUUCUACGAUCAAACCUACGACAACGAGGUUACCGAGAGAACAGUGGAGAUCACCGAACACCCUGAAGUCUACACGCCGCUGCCACGUCUGAGGCUCACGGUGUCUGAUAGGGACGCGACACCCAACAACCUUUUCAACCUGACGCUCCUGGAUGAUCCAAAUUCAAUAUUCGACAUCGAGCCGAAGAACGUUGUCGGAGGACAGGCUAUUGUCAACAUUCUGGUCAUGGACCCGUCCGGGGUAGACUUCGAAACAACCGCCCCAAGUCAUCAAAUUCCCAUUAGGGUUCAAGCAACGGAGCAUCUUGCCGACGGAGGAUCUCCAAGGCGGUCCGCUGUAACAGUCAGGGUCAACAUUAAGGACGCUCCGGAAACCGAAGGUCGUGUGUUCAACCUAGAUGUGACAGAAAACGCACCGGUUGGGACGAACGUAGGAACAGCCAAGAGACCCAGUGAAAGUGGAAUCUUCUACUGCCUUGUGGGAGGCAAUACCAACGGAACCUUUGCCGUAGACAAAACCACCGGCGUUGUGACUGUCAACCGGCUGCCACUGGAUCGGGAGCUACAGGCCGUGUAUGACCUGGUCAUCCAGAAGUUAUCAUCGAACACGGCUUGUCCCACUGGACCUACAGCGUACGACCCGAAUGACAACACCCUGAGUAAGGCACUCAUCACCAUAAAUGACCAGAAUGACAACGCUCCCAGGUUUUCGACCAAAGUAUAUUACGCAGGUGUACCAGCGUCCGCCAACUUUAACACACCUGUGGCACGCGUUCAGGCCACAGAUCAAGAUGCUGGAACCAACAGUGACAUCACCUACAGUAUCACUUCUGUACUCUUCACCGCCAAUAGGGACGACAUAACUGGUUCGCCCAGUUCACAGGUAGAUGACGCGUUCCAAGUAGACUCCCAGACGGGACAGAUCCUGACCAACAGACUCUAUGACGACUACCAGAACGGGUACUUCACUGUGAACGUCAGGGCGGAGGACGGCGGAGGCAGGUUUGACGACACUGAAGUCAGGAUACACACCAUACCUCAACGCUUCGGACUUAGUACUGUGCUGGAUGCACCUCCGGAAAGCGUAAGACCGAACAUAGAAGAAUGUUUACAACGCCUGGAAGACCAAACCGGUUACAGGGUUAUCUACGAGGGCCUGCAGUAUAACACAGACAGCCAGGGAAACAUAAACAGGCAACAGUCUCAAGUACUCUACUAUCUCAUCGACAAGACUACAGAUUUGGUUCUCACCGACACUGAAGGACUAAGAGUUAUUGAAGGUGUGGAUCGAGAUCGCCUGCUGGCUGACUGCCAAAUUGUCGGUGCAAGGUCUGCCCAAGUGAAGAGUGACUACGCCGGGUUCAGUAACUGGGAGGCGUUCCUGAUCGCCCUGGCCGCGCUGCUGCUGCUGGGGCUACUACUGCUGCUCUGUCUGCUGUGUUACUGCCGAUACUGGUACAGAAAGGCUACGCUUUUAAUACACAGCUCGCCAUCAUGGCAUGUAGAUGCAGUUAUGUUGGCCGGGCGUUGGUUUGUUGUGCUGUUCACAUGCAUAGGUGUAACAGUGAGUGUCCAGCCUCCUGAGUUCCUAAACGUUGAAACAGAACUGAACGGCAAACAGAUCUCAGAAAAUACUCCAGUUGGUACAUCCAUUUUCCAAGUCCGCGCUAGCGAUCCAGACGGAAAUGCUUUGAAUUUUUUCAUCAGCGGCGACACCUUCAGCAUUACUGAUGCAGGAGUAAAUUCCAGGCAGGAAAGUCUCGGAGACAUCAGGGUGCUCAAAAUUUUGGAUCGUGAGACGAACCCUAUUGUCACGUUUUCACUGACAAUACGUGACGGCAUUGGAGGACAUGAGAUCACCUACAACGACAUUCACGUCAACAUCGUUGAUUACAACGACAACUCACCACAGUUCCAAAACACGCCGUAUGAGACCAGUGUCAGUGAGAGUGCAGAAAUUGGGACAUCCAUAUUUCAAGUUUCGGCAACUGACGUGGACAGUGGAGCCAAUGGUGCCAUCAACUUCCAUCUAACUUCGAACAUGAAUUCCUUUGAUAUCGAUUCGGUGAGUGGAUGGAUUACACUGAAGGACAAGACGGACAUUGAAUCGGAGACUGAAACAGCGUAUGCUGUCACUGUGCAAGCAACUGACGGCGGAACACCAUCCCUGUCCACAUCAGUGGACGUGUUUGUGGCAGUUGAUGAUGUACAGAACAGACCUCCUAUCUGGCUUGGGGAGCCUUAUGACGUGUCCAUCAAGGAAGGAGAUCAGAACAGUCGAGCGGGCGCGACCGUUCUUACUCUUCAGGGUAGAGAUGGCGACAGAUCACAAACAAAUACCGUCCGGUACGAGCUUGUUGGAGGAGAUCCCUCAAACUAUUUCAACAUCGGUAGCACCAACGGAAGGCUGACGCUGAACCAAGACCUGGACAGGGAGGCUCCUGGCAUAUUCUCCAUCACCACACCUGGAGUCUUCCUUCUGCGAAUAAAGGGAACUGAGUACAAACCAGAUGGAACGGUUUCGAGCCCGGAGCAAUCCAGUGAAGUCGUCGUCGUUGUCCGUGUUACGGACGCCAACGACAACCUUCCCGAGUUCAACCAAGCAGGUUACAAUGUGGAAAUCACCGAGAACCCUGCCGUGGACACACCACUUCCCCGUUUAAGAAUGACAGUAUCUGACAAGGACUCACUGCCCAACAACUUGUUUAACCUGAGUGUCAUCAAUGAUCCAAACAAUGUCUUCGACAUCGAACCCAAAGUUGUACUUAGAGGACAGGCCAUCGUCAACCUGCUAGUCAACGAUCCAUCCAAGUUGGAUUUUGAGACAACGCCGAAUCAUCAAAUUGCAGUUAGAGUUCAGGCGACUGAGUUUCUACCUGAUGGUGGAACCCCUCAACAGACGUCUGUACCUGUCGUUAUCAACAUUAAAGACGCUCAAGAGAGUAACAACCGAGUCUUUAACCUGGAUGUGACUGAGAACUCCUCUCCUGGCACCAAUGUUGGGACAGUCAGAAGGGACGGUGAAACAGGUGUAGACUACUGUAUUGUAGGUGGCAACACAAACAACACGUUUGCCGUGGACAAGUCCACUGGUUUGGUGACAGUGGUGGGUCAGCCAGAUAGGGAGAUAAAGGCACUAUACGAGAUUGUCAUCAAGAAAGUACCAACGGGUUCGAGUUGUCCGUCGGGACCGAUUGCAUUCGACACUAGUGAUGCUACCCUGAGUAAUGCUCUCAUCACUAUCAAUGACAUGAACGACAACAACCCAACAUUUCCGACAAAGGUUUACUACGCAGGAAUACCAGCUGACGCGACGUUCGACAGACCUAUAACUCAGGUCCAGGCCUUCGACGCCGAUGCAGGAGUUAACAGUGACGUCUCGUACAGCAUUACGUCAGCUGAGUUUAUUGCCAACAGGAAUGACAUAACGGGUGAACAGAGUAGACCAGUUCCUAACGCAUUUCUGGUGGAUUCCAAAACGGGGCAACUUCGAACCAACCAGCUCUUCACUGACUAUCAGAAUGGUUACUUCACAGCGAAUGUUCGAGCUAGGGACGGCGCUGGCAGAACUGACGAUACGGAAGUCAGGGCAUACACAUUGCCUACACAGCACGGACUGAGUACAGUCUUUGAUGCUAGUCCGGAUACACUGAAGCCACCGAGGAUACACGAAUGUCUUAGGCGCCUCGAGGAGCAAACGGGACGGAAGGUGAUAUAUCAGGGGCUGCAGUAUGGCACAACCAGCCAGGGGAACGUCAACAAACAACAGUCUCAAGCGCGUUACUACCUUAUUGAUGAGGACACAAACAUGGUACUGACUGCCUCAGAGGGGAAAAAAAUCGUUGAUGGAGUGGACUGGAACACGCUUCGACCAGAAUGCCCAGUACCGGCUGGAACACGCAGUGCCCAAACUGGCAGUGCGUAUGAGGGGUUCAGUAAUUGGGAGGCCUUCAUGAUCGCCCUGGCAGCCCUACUACUCUUGGCCCUCCUUCUUCUGCUGUGCCUCCUCUGCUACUGCAGACACUGGUACAAGAAGAAGAUGCAAAGUAAAUUGUUAGUGGAACCAGUACCAGAGCCCGCACCAGAAGACAACUUCAAUCCAGUCUUCACAGAAAAGCAAGAACUAGAAACGCAGCUUGCUAUUAUGGACUUUGGGCACGAUGUCCCCAAAGUCCUCAGCGAUGACCUCAACGCCCAUGGAGUAACCUUCGCGUCCACCACGAAAACACAACAAGCUAUCGGCUACCAUGAGUACAUCAGUACACGUAUUCCGCCUCAAGAAGUAGGCCACCAUAACCCUGCCUUCACAAUGGAGGAUCAGCAGCGCUCCACUGAAGAUGAGCCGGUACACACCACGCUCUUUACCCGCGACCCCCGAGGGACCUCUACCGGUUACACUACCGGAGCCUCCGACGGAGAGGUUGUCUCUACCACGGUCUUCUCCAAGCAGCCGGAUAUGAACAACACCAACAUCAGUCACCCUGUGUAUGACGGAACCUACUACGAGCAUGAGCAAAGCAGUCGAAUUUAGAUAAAAACAUAACGAAGAGGUGGCGCUGAGAAGUUGAAAAUUGCUGUUACGUUCUUUUGCAAAGAUUGGUCGGUAAAUAGAAAAUCAAUUUACUGAGUUUAGAUAUUGACCUUUUGUUACUAAACGGGAGGUUUUAAGUAAUUGGAUCAGUUUACAAUCAUAGGAACUAUAUUGUGGUGAAAAGAACCGGUCUUAGAA
Molecule: messenger RNA, 5583 nt
Organism: Branchiostoma belcheri (Belcher's lancelet)
Lineage: Eukaryota; Metazoa; Chordata; Leptocardii; Amphioxiformes; Branchiostomatidae
Product: cadherin-23-like
Exons: 53
Coding region: 121-5385 (1754 amino acids)
Biological process (GO): homophilic cell-cell adhesion
Cellular component (GO): catenin complex; plasma membrane
Molecular function (GO): calcium ion binding; cadherin binding
Source: RefSeq, a predicted model, not a curated record